Messenger RNA from Ooceraea biroi (clonal raider ant), 4252 nucleotides. RefSeq names its product mucin-5AC. Lineage: Eukaryota; Metazoa; Arthropoda; Insecta; Hymenoptera; Formicidae. The record is from RefSeq and is a predicted model, not a curated record.
GAGUACGUAUCGAUAUAUCGUCGAGUGUGCCGAUAUACGGAGCGUACAUAUCAAUUCCGUCAAGAGGAAGUUCUGUACGAGAUUCUUCAGCUAAGCAGCUGUUCGCGUAUCACGAAGCAAGCAGGACAAGGAAGAGCGAGCGGGACGAGCAAAAGGACUGUGUACAGUGCAGACAUGUGGCUGAGAAGCGUACUUCUAAUAUGCGGCGUCAUUGCAUGCACGCUAGCCGGUAGUCCAUCAAAUAAUGCGCAGAUAUCUGGCGACAGUUUGAUUCGAGCAAAAAAUAUUGCAAUAACGACAUAUCAGCCUCCCCGAGCAGUUCCUAUUGAAGAAUUUGUGACAUCACAUAAAUUGCCAGAGAACGUGGCAAGACCAUUGGAUGAAGAUGAUGAAGAAUACAUCGAGGAGAAGAAAGUUGUGUUUAAAGAUAACAGGUACACUAAGAAAGCCACUCAGAGAUUCGAAAAUGUCGAGAAAAAGAUCAUUCUCGAGCCCAUCCGACGUUUAGACUCAGAUGAGGAGGAAGAUUUGGACAGACUCGCUCCUAGAAGACAAGCACGAGUGGAACUCGAGAAUUUCAGCGACACUGGAAAACUUGUGCAGGAGGAGCAAAUAAAGAAGAUUGACUCCAAAAAACCUCGGCCGAGCGAACAGGAUGAAGUUAUUCCGGGAGUCUACGUCAGUGCGGAAUAUCCAACAACCAUGCUACCGAUUUUGACAACUCCGCGUGAAGCACGUGGUAAAGACAGUUCCUUUGACUUUGUUCCUGUGAACAUUAUUCGCGAAGACAGCAAGGAUGGUUUCGCGCGUUUUUCCGAUGCAAAUUUUGGUGACUUGAGCGACGUGAGUUUGGUACCAGCUGGUACAAAUUCUCGUAUUCAGGUGAAGAAGGGACCGAACGGCAAGGACUACGAAUAUGAGUACUUAUAUUAUUACUAUGAUGAGGAGGAUGAAGGCAAACCGAGUUCGGCUGGUUCAGCUGUAACGAAUUCUUACGACAUUCCUUCCAGAACAACUGCCGUGCCGAGAAGAGCAGGCACCGCUAGCAAUAGGAGCAAGUAUAGCACCGUCGAGAGAUCGACCGUAGAACCUAGCAAUAACGAGGUCAUACCGAAUAGAAACGGUAACAGAGGCAGACAACUGGUCGAAACCGAAGACGUCUCCGAGGAAAGACUACCCGCAAAUACUCGUUUCCCACCAAGAUCGCGAUCGAAUCACAACACGGGUACAACAGAACCUUCGCGAGCUCGUAGCAACCGACCGCGUCCAAGCCUGGACCUAGUCGAUUCCAGCAGUUUCCGAACUCAUCAGGAGGGCCCUGAGUUUCCGCAAACUUUGCCAAAAGGUCCGGUUAGAUUCCUGGGCGUUACUCCUAACGAGGACAACGAAGAGAAACCAUUGACCAGAAGCCGUGGAAGACCACAGCGAGUUCAAGAACCCGCUCCGGUCGAAGAAGUAGUUGACGACUCACCAACACCUACCAUUAGAAGGCGCCCGGUCGCCACGGGAACAUCUGAAAUCGGAGCAGAACUGAGCAGAGGUCAACCAUUACGCUCCAGCGAGGAGGACGACGAAAGAGAGAUCAUCGCGCCAGAGAGAUCCGGCAACAAGCGCAUAUCUUUAGAAGACAAGACGCAAGAAUCCGGCGAGACGGAAGCUGCGAUCUCUUCCAGCACUCUCGCUGACACCACCGACAAUCCAACGACAGAGUAUCCAGUUAUGGACAAAGUCGCCCUGGAUCUUUACGCGUUCUUACAACAAGGACAGAGCAACCUGAUAGACGCGUUCAGUAGCGAGGCUGAUGGAACUGGCGACAGCACGACACUUGCUGAUGACGAAAUCACGACUGACUUGACGACAAUGGAACUUGCUACUACAUUGGUCACCGAAUCCAGCAGCACGUCGACGACGACGACGACGACGACGACGACGACGACCGAACCAACGACCACUACAACCACUACCACAGAACCACCGACCACUACCACUCAGGCAACUGUGGGAAGAGGGAAAUUCCGACGACCUGGAAUUGGUGGUCCGGCUAUCUCGAGGAAUCGCUUCAAGACCAACGGCGGUGCCAGCACGACCACCGAAGCGCCGGAACCGACGCAGCGGACCCGCGGCCGUUUCGGUAGUGGCGGUUCGAAUGGAAGCGGAUUCAAGCGACCACGACCAGGCGGCGGCCACAAACCGAUUGAAGAGGAUACCGUGCAGAAGGAGAGUGCCAGCUCGGUGAACGCGGCACCCGGUCGCGGGAGAUUCCGCGCGCCCACCGGCAGCAGGUCAGCCAUCUCGACGACGACGUCGGCGCCGUCGAACGGUGGUUCAGCAAACGGCGCCGCGGCGGCACGACCGACCUUCAGCAAAUUGAAUAUUAACCGGAGACGCGGACGACCGACUACUGCUGCACCGGGCGAUGAGCCCCACGAAGCAGCACACUCCGAGGCCGGACAGGCAGCUGCUCAGACCGCACCGGAAACCGCCCCGAAAUCCGCCGUUCGGGCGAGACUUCCUAGUGCACCAGCGAUCAGACCAGGUGCCAUCCGACCGGGUGCCAGGGUCAACCUGAGGCAGAAACCGGGUCAGACAACGACCACGACCGAGGCGCCUGAUGAAUCCGCCGAGGAGCCGGCUGGAGAGGGAACGGAGGAAGAAACGCACGAGGCACCAGCGGAGACCAGCCCACCGACACGAGCGACCACAUCAAACCCUCUGAACAAGCUGCGCAAUCGUAACCGUCUGCAGGUGCACCCGAAGACGACAACGAAGACCCCGUUACCACCAGCGAUCAGGAGAUCGCCGCUGCUACCACGACGCAAGGUGACCGAGGCACCAGCGACCCAAUCGAGCCAGGAGGAUACCGACGCCUCCGAAGAGGAGACCGCCGCAUCCGGUGAGACGGAGGUCACCGAAGCGAUUUCCGCCGAGACCAGCACCGCGGCCAGCACGAAGCACGAGGAGACGCGGGGCCUGAGCGGCCUCCUGGCACCCCGACGCAGGAUACCAGCGAGACGUCCGGGUCAGAUAGUCGCGCGGGAGUAAAGGACGCCAAGAUCAGAUGCCCCUCCGAGGAUUCCGAGAGCGAUUCCCGCGACUGACGAGACGCGGGGUAGUUUUGCGUGUUCCAUUUUGCUUCCUCGAGGCGCACCAGACAUCCUCGGAGGCAGAUCUCGCGUGUCUCCCAAAAAAGGUUUUCGCGUAUUCAAACUUGUUCAGCCGACAAAGCGGCAUCUCGCGCGUUACGACGAAAAUGGCAGGUGUACAUAGUGUCCCUCAAGAGGAUGGCUCUUCUUGAGGGAAGUCUUAAGUUUAUGAUACUGCUCUGCGUUCCCGAACAUGCGUCGAUACGACUUCCGUCCAUCACGGUGUAAUUAAAGUAGAAUGACGACAUCGUGUGAUAGCGUGCACGAUGACGUGGUAAUAACGGUUUGGGACGAAGGGUUGGUCUUGGGAUACCUUCUGGAGCAUUAUUAGAAUGUCAUGCUACCUGACAGCUCUGCGAGAUAUCCUCAGGCUAUCCACAGAAUCUUUUCAGUACCCGUUUAGCUAUCACCGGCAUUAGAUCUGAUGCGUAGAAGAUAAUGGUAAUAAAUGUGUACGAUAUCUGUAUCAGUGUUUUCCGAUCAAUGUUGAGCGUGAUGAUAUUAUACUGUUUUACGUUACUUAUAUGAUGUUAAUUCCGUCAAGCUUGUACUUUGCUAAAUUACAUCGUUCUCUCAACUUAUCGUUGAAUGAAUAUCUGGAAAACAUUGAUGUCAACUAUCAUUUUAUCCUAAGAAGUCAUUAGACGAUUGUUUCUGUCUUAUCGUUUACUUAGAUUACUUGUAAAGUGAUAGUUUAGGUAAAGUGCACAUAGGCAACGCGUAGAUGUUCUCAACAUUGAUACGAUUUGAUCAUUACGUCGGCCGAUGCGUUUAUCACGUUAUACCAAUCUGUAACCACGGUGUAUCAUCUUCGCAUCGGGAAUCACAAUCAUAAUAUAGUAAUGAGACGAGUGAGUCCCUCGGUAUACUGCGACGAUCGUAACUGUAUCGUAUAUUUAAUUUGGCGGAUUUUUUAUUUAAUUUUAUUAGCGCUUGCGAGAAGUUAUCAAAGUACUAUCUCUAACGUGAUGCAUAUAUGUGUAAUGUCCUCCUCCCACGAGGGACAUACUUCUAGGACUAUCGCGUGCGUAAUGUGCAAGGGUACUUUUUGUAAUUACAACGUUCCAAGAUACACUGUAAAUACUACAAUUAAACAUGUGUAAAGUAAA